Molecule: messenger RNA, 1017 nt
Organism: Lathyrus oleraceus (garden pea)
Lineage: Eukaryota; Viridiplantae; Streptophyta; Magnoliopsida; Fabales; Fabaceae
Exons: 1
Coding region: 1-1017 (338 amino acids)
Source: RefSeq, a predicted model, not a curated record
AUGGAACGGGGAUGGAGGAAUACCAAGAAAUACACUUUCAAAUUUCCUGACUUAACAGAGUUGAAGAAGCUUGGUUCUAUGAUUGUUAGUCCAGAGGAUCUCAGAGCUCAGUAUGGAAGACUUAUGGGUAUCUUGAAGACCAAGGUUGAAGAUGGAGUUCUCAACACACUGGUACAGUUUUAUGAUACACUCUACCAUUGCUUCACAUUUCCAGACUACCAGCUUAUGCCUACUCUAGAAGAAUACUCUUAUUGGUUUGGUUUGCCAGUCUCUGAUAAAUUACCAUUCAGUGGUUCAGAGAAGACCCAUACAUCAGCAGCUAUUGCAGAAGCACUUCACCUAGAAGCGUCUGUUGUGAAGGACAACUUCACUAAAAAAGGAGGGAUUCUAGGUCUAAUCUCUAGAUUCCUGUUGGAGAAAGCCUUUAUCUUUGCAGAAGCAGAUAGUAAAGAUACCUUUGAAUCCAUUUUUGCUCUACUCAUUUAUGGAAUUGUACUCUUCCCAAACAUUGAAGACUUCGUGGAUGUUAAUGUUAUACGAAUCUUCUUAAUUGGUAACCCAAUACCCACAUUACUUGGAGAUACCUACCAUUCUAUCCAUCACAGGAUUAAGAAAGGUGGUGGAACCAUUCUUUGUUGUGCACCUCUCCUAUAUAAGUGGUUUAUUUCUCACUUGCCCAGAUCCAGGCUCUUCAGGGAGAAUCCGCAGAAGCUCAGAUGGUCUCAGAGGUUCAUGUCCAUUGAUCAAGGGAGUAUACAUUGGUAUGACCCCUCUUAUGAUGUUGGAGUAAUUAUUGACAAUUAUGGUGAAUUUACUAACGUACCUCUCAUUGGUGUACAUGGGGGAAUUAACUACAACCCCAUCCUUGCCAAACGCCAGUUAGGAUAUCCUAUGGCAGAUAAACCCGCCAACCUUCUGUUGUCAGGUUUCUUUUACCUCAACGACGAAAAGAGUUCCGGUUUGAAGGAUAGAAUCAUACAUGCUUGGUGCAAGAUUCAUAGAAAAGGAAAAGACUGA